AAUCCAACAUGGCUUCCGACAUGAAGAAGUUGAAAAUGCUUAAAAAGAAACAGAAGCUGAAAGCAAGAAAGUUAAAAACACCGAAAGUCCUAUCAGUGACAGAUCCAGUGGAGGAGACAGACUCCAUUGAUGGAGACAUGGGAGACAUCACAGAAAAUAUCCCUCAAGUUCAACCAAAACUGAAAAAGAAACAGAAGAAAAUGAAAGUUUUAAAUGGAGCAGAUAACAGAGAAACACAUUCAGAAAUAGCAGACGAAACAACAAAGAAAAAAAAGAAAAAGAAACGAAAACUAGAAGAGGCGAGGGAAGUUCCGGCCAAGAAAACAAAACAAGAUUCCAGAGAACAUCAGAGUGAUGAAAAUAGUGAUGAGGAUGAGGAUGAGGAUGAGGAUAGUGCUGAAAAUACUACAGAUGCUGGUGGAGAGAUGGAAGAUUAUUCAAGUGAAAAUGAUGGUGAUGAGACACAAGAAGAAGUCAACAGGGAUGUUGAAUCCGCAUUGCCUGGGUCAGGUUUAGGAGCUGGUAUCCUUUCGGACACAUCAUUCAAGUCUCUAGAGGGCAAGGUGUCGGAGCAGACCAUGAAAGGAAUACAAGACAUGGGUUUUACACACAUGACAGAAAUACAGGCUCAGACCAUACCUCAUCUACUGGAGGGCAGAGAUCUAAUGGGAGCGGCCAAGACUGGUAGUGGUAAAACGUUAGCCUUUCUUAUCCCGGCUGUGGAGCUUCUCAACAAACUAAGAUUUCUACCCAGAAAUGGUACAGGGUGUAUAGUUAUCUCGCCUACACGAGAGCUGUGUAUGCAGAGUUUUGGUGUGGUGAAAGAACUGCUGAAACACCACUUUCAUACAUACGGCCUCAUCAUGGGAGGGACCAACAGGGCAGAGGAAGCCAAAAAGCUCUCGAGGGGCGUGAACCUGAUUGUGGCCACACCAGGACGACUGCUUGAUCAUUUACAGAAUACUCCCAACUUCAUGUUCAAGAACCUUCAGUGUCUCAUAAUCGAUGAAGCAGACAGAAUUUUAGAUAUUGGUUUUGAAGAAGAAAUGAAACAGAUCAUCAAACUUUUACCAAAAAAAAGACAGACAAUGCUGUUUUCAGCGACACAAACACGGAAAAUUGAAGACCUGGCAAAAGUUUCGUUGAAGAAGGAACCAUUGUAUGUAGGUGUGGAUGACAGUAAAGAAAGGGCUACAGUGGAAGGCCUGGAACAGGGUUAUGUAGUGUGUCCAUCAGACAAAAGAUUUUUACUGCUGUUUACUUUUCUGAAGAAGAACCGGAAGAAGAAAAUCAUGGUGUUUUUAAGCUCCUGUAUGUCUGUCAAAUUUCAUCAUGAACUUCUCAACUAUAUAGACCUGCCUGUGAUGUGUAUUCAUGGUAAGCAGAAACAACAGAAGCGAACACAGACAUUCUUCCAGUUCUGUAAUGCCACAGAGUCCAUCUUGUUAUGUACAGACGUGGCCGCCCGAGGUCUGGAUAUUCCCCGUGUGGACUGGAUUGUCCAAUAUGAUCCUCCCGAUGAUCCAAAGGAAUACAUCCACAGAGUUGGGCGGACAGCAAGAGGAGAUGGGGGAAUCGGCCAUGCCCUUCUCAUUCUGCGUCCUGAAGAGCUUGGCUUUCUUCGCUACCUCAAACAUGCCAAGGUACCACUGAACGAGUUCGAGUUUUCCUGGAGCAAGAUCUCAAAUAUACAGCCACAGUUGGAGAAGCUGAUUGAGAAAAACUAUUUCCUGAACAAGUCGGCAAAGGAGGCAUACAAAGCCUAUGUGAGAGCCUAUGCCUCACAUGGUUUGAAGAACAUUUACGAUGUCAACAGUCUUGACCUACUGAAGACAGCCUUGUCAUUUGGCUUCAAAGUGCCACCUUUUGUAGAUUUGGAAGUCUACGGCAGCAAAAGUAAGAAGGUCCAGAAGCGAGGAGGAGGGGGAGGAGGAGGCUUUGGCUACCAAAAACCACAGAAACACAACAGCAAAAAAUUUGUGUACAAACAAGUCAAGAAGAGAUAGGGGACUGGCCCAUGAUGUAUUUGUAUCAUGUGGGAAUCAAUACGGCAACUAAGAUCUGUAAUGGAAAACAUGUAAAAAAGAAACAGAAGAACAUGCCUUGUAUGACUGUGGAGUUUCAUCCGGAUAUGAGGAGAUAUCACAAGGAAUAAUGGUACACCAGACAGAAGUUGUCUUUUUAGUGCAUCAGAUGUUUUUAAACAUCUUGAACGUUCAAAAUUUUCAUCGUUGUCAUUAAGACUACGGUUUAGCCUUUGAACAUAUCUGAUACAAAGAUAAAAACAAUGGUUUUACUAAACUGAAAUAUAACAAAUAUGUGCGUUAUGGUCAUUAUAAUGGAACAAAAGAAUCUGGAUUUACAUAUUUAGAGAGAACGAUAGUAUAAUUUUCCAGUAUGUAACGUCAUGAUUUAAAUAUUUCAGUUAAAACAAUGGCCAUUUCCUAGUUGAUGUACAUACUUGAUUCAUUUAGGAAUUUUAGCCAACAAACUUAAGGGUCUUUUUCGUUACAAACGUCUUCAAUUUUCAGCCAUAACUUCAGGGCAAUGAGGAAACAAAUAGCCCAUACAAGUAAUUGUAUUUGUUUAACUUAACUAUAGACGCAGUAAACAUGGAAUCAAUUGCUAGAUAUGCAUGGAAUUAUUAAAUAUCUGAUAGAAUGAAAACAAACUAGACGUAGCAGACAGUUUGGUUUAUUGGAAACUGCAGCGUAAGUAUCGACAUGGCUGCGAUGAACGGUGCAAAGCAGAUUAAGCUAGAACUACUUGUGAUAUAAAAUGCACAUUCAGAACAUCGUAGAGAAUAUUAUGUUGAUACCGAAAUCACGAUCAGGACAACAUAAAACAAUGUGAAGGAUAAUAUAAAGUGCGCAAUGAAAAUAUUGUAUAGAUUGGAGUUAAUGGUCAUACAAGAAAACAGUGCACGCAAUCACAUGGCUGGCCUUCUGGUAAGCCUUUCACGUAGGAACAACCGAUGUACCAUUACAUGUCAUUAGUGUAAUUAAACAUCAAAUGUUACAUAGUUACGUAUUUAACGUUAUGGUUUAUAUAACGGUGUAAUGUUAUUUCAAAUGUAUCGAUAAAUUUACUAUUUUGGUUGUUAAAUUAUAUCAUUAGUUUUACAGUACACCAAUCGAAAUGAAAAGAGAACACCAAAUCACAUGAAACAAACGUAUUAUUAUAUUUUAUGUAUACAGUUGAAUGUUUAACAACACGGUAGUGUAAAACGUAAAGUCUUCUGUUGAUGAAUGAACUUUUAAAUAAAAUCUACUGGGGAGAAUGUCA
Molecule: messenger RNA, 3285 nt
Organism: Pecten maximus
Lineage: Eukaryota; Metazoa; Mollusca; Bivalvia; Pectinida; Pectinidae
Product: ATP-dependent RNA helicase HAS1-like
Exons: 14
Coding region: 9-2006 (665 amino acids)
Biological process (GO): maturation of LSU-rRNA from tricistronic rRNA transcript (SSU-rRNA, 5.8S rRNA, LSU-rRNA)
Cellular component (GO): nucleolus
Molecular function (GO): nucleic acid binding; RNA helicase activity; ATP binding
Source: RefSeq, a predicted model, not a curated record